Molecule: messenger RNA, 549 nt
Organism: Clonostachys rhizophaga
Lineage: Eukaryota; Fungi; Ascomycota; Sordariomycetes; Hypocreales; Bionectriaceae
Source: the annotation of a GenBank genome assembly
AUGGAAGUUGGACCCAGCGGGAGUUACGUGACCGCUGACGGCAGCAUGAGCAUCGCCGAGUAUCGAGAGAAGAUCCACCACGACGGCUUUGUCCCUGCACUCAAGGUGGACAACGAAGUCAUCACUGAGAACCCAGCUAUCCUAAGUUUUAUCGCAUCACUGUGCCCGGAGAAAAAGCUCACGGGAAAGACACCAAUCGAGAACGCUCACGUUAUCAAGUGGUUGACCUGGAUAUCUGGCACGCUGCACGGGUACGGCUAUGGCAUGUUGACCCGCCCGGCCUGGAUUUCCAAGGAACAGGAACUAUAUCCCAAGAUCAAAGAUAUGGGACGGGCAUAUGUUCUGGACUCUUUGCAGGGGAGGAAGUUCCCGAUUGGUGAUGCGGAGAGCCUAGUAGACUACUAUUUGGUCCCAUUUUGGCACUUCGGCGCUACGUUCGGAUUUGAUAUGAGUCUUUAUCCCGAGUACCUGAAGCUGGUUCGCAGAAUUGAGUCUAAAGAGGCAGCGAAGCUUGUUCUGGCGGAGGAGGGAGUCGAGCUGGCAGCGUAA